This is a messenger RNA of Girardinichthys multiradiatus, 2708 nucleotides long. RefSeq names its product ribophorin II (gene rpn2). The coding region runs from base 108 to 2039 and encodes 643 amino acids. The record is from RefSeq and is a predicted model, not a curated record. Gene Ontology annotation, cellular component: oligosaccharyltransferase complex; membrane. NCBI's taxonomy places the organism in Eukaryota, Metazoa, Chordata, Actinopteri, Cyprinodontiformes, Goodeidae. The transcript is spliced from 18 exons. Gene Ontology annotation, biological process: protein N-linked glycosylation.
UUGAAAGCAACCCGUACAGCCGGAAGUCAUCCAUAACCUGGCAGUUUUCUCUCUGAGACACCGGAAGCAAUCGCAGGUUUAGGUGACGCUGCAUUAGACUGCAAGACAUGAUCCGGUCCAAGCUAUACGGUUUGCUCCUCCUCAGCCUGGCUCUUGCUGGAGCUCCAGCACUCACACCGUCUCACCACCUGUCUUUGUCUGACGUGGGCCGGCUGCAGAACCUCCUGAACCAACCGUACACCGACCUAGAGUCCGCAUACUACUCUGUGGUUGGGCUCACCAAGCUCGGAGCGGUUGUUCCGAAUCCUGCAGAAGUUUGUCAGUUCCUGAAAUCCCAGCUUGAUCCCAGUAGCGUAGAUUCUCUGUUCUUCGCAGCUGAAACCAGUCAGGCCAUUUCAGGAUGUGAGAUCCCAGUAUCCAAUGAAACCAGGGACAUCCUUCUGGCAGCAGUCAGUGAGGACUCCUCCGUGUCUCAGAUCCAUCGAGCCGUGGGUGCUCUCAGCACUUUGGAGCUUCCUCUAGCUUCACAGGAAGUUGUCAGUGCCCUCACAGCACGCAUCAACAAGGAGGACAAUGUUAUGGCCAUCAUCUCAGCUCUGCAGACUGCAUCCCGCCUCUCCCAGCAGGCAGAAUUGGGAGGAAUCCUGGAGGAGAUUGAGGAUCUGACAGCCCGUUUGGAUGAUCUGGGAGGCAUCUACCUCCAGUUUGAAGAGGGACUUGAGGCCACUGCCCUGUUUGUAGCUGCAGCUUAUGGCCUCUCAGAUCAUGUAGACAUGGAGCCCCCCCUGAAGGAGGACCAGGUCAUCCAGCUGGUGAACUCCAUCUUCAGCAAGAAAUCCUGGGACUCUCUGUCCGAGGCCUUCAGUGUGGCGAGUGCUGCCGCCGCUCUGUCCAACAACCGCUUCCACGUCCCUGUCAUCGUCAGCGCUCAGGGACCGGCCACAGUGUCCCACAACCAGCCCACCCUGCAGCUCCUCGUCACUGAUGUCAUGUCUCAGCCUCUGGCAUCAGCCAAUGUGAUGGUGGAGUCUGCGUUUGCUGUGGCCUCCAAGAGCGUGGUCCUCAACCAAGCGCCUUUCACUCAUAAUGAUGGCAUCUUUGAACUGAACUUCAUGUCCAGCCAGCCAGCUAGUGGAUAUUACCAGUUCACCAUUGGUGUGACCGGGGACACCCGACUGGUGGCCAAUCAUGUGGAGCUGAAAGUGAAGGUUUCCACUGAGGUUGCCAUUACCAACAUGGACCUCUCUGUGGUGGAUAAGGAUCAGAGCAUCGGCACAAAGACCACCAGGGUGCAGUAUCCCUCCAAAGCCAAGAGCUCCUUCACAGCAGACAGCCACCAGAACUUCGCCAUGUCCUUCCAGCUGGUUGACGUUAACAAUGACCAGGAGCUCACCCCUCACCAGACCUUUGUCCGGCUGCACAAUCAGAAAACGGGCCAGGAGGUCGUGUUCGUUGCCGAACCAGACAGCAAGAAUCUCUACAAGUUUGAGUUGGACACGGCUGAUCGGAAGUCAGAGUUCGAUUCUAUGUCGGGUACCUAUUCCCUCUACCUCAUCGUUGGAGAUGCUACCCUGGAGAACCCCAUCUUGUGGAAUGUGGCUGAUGUUGUCCUGAAGUUUGCCGAUGAGGAAGCUCCAGCCGCUGCUCAGCCCAAGACCCUUUAUGUACCCAAACCAGAGAUUCAGCAUUUGUUCAGGGAGCCGGAAAAGAAGCCUCCAACAGUGGUUUCCAACACCUUCACCGCCCUCGUCCUUUCUCCCCUCCUGCUUCUGCUCAUUCUGUGGUUUAAGCUUGGAGCCAACAUCUCCAACUUGAGCUUCUCUCCGAGCACGAUCCUGUUCCACGUGGGACACGCAGCCUUGCUCGGCCUUAUGUACGUCUACUGGACCAACCUGAACAUGUUUCAGACUCUGAAGUACCUGGCAAUCAUCGGCGGUGUAACUUUCCUUGCCGGGAACCGCAUGCUGGCCCAGAAAGCAGUGAAGAGGAUUGCUGCUGAGCAGAGUAGUAGGUUGGCAAAGUAUAGGAGCCUUCGGUAAAGCCCCACUUUUGUAAGAUAAGAGUCGGUUCUGCUUCCAGGCUCAAAAUGGAGAAAAAAUAAGGGCAAAAAAAAAUUUAAAAGAAGACAGUGAUGGUGGUCUUUAUUUUUGUUUGUUUGCAACAAAAUCAGACUGUGGAAAAAAAUGGCACAGAUGUUCAAGAAUCCAAUUGAUGGUUUAAACAUGCAGUAAGACUGCUGCCAAAUGGAAGGGGUGGAGACACGACAUCGUUUCUGAAAGACUGGACGAACACGAACAGGUUCUCCUGCAGAGGCUGGAAAGAUACUGAUCAUUGCACUUCACCUUCCUCUCAUCUUUUCUUUUUCUUCAACACAGCAACGUUUUUCAGUGAGCUGGAAUUUUUAUUGGUGGUUUCUUAAAGAAAUUUGGGUUUUGUCUUUUUUGUUUUUUUGUUGUACAUUCCUCUUUGUUGGUGCUCAGUGCUCAUUUCACCUCAGAAAGGAGCUGCUUCUUCUUCAUUAAAUAUUCAACUAUUGGACGUAGCACUGACACCUGGAUUAAAAUGAACCGUGCUGAUGUGUUUGCCUCCGGUACUCUUCUAUUUUCUACAGAAAAUGCUCCCAUGAAAAUUUGUUGAUGAUACAAUAUGGGCAGUUUCCAAUGUUUUUGUAAUGAAGACGCGAAAAUAAAGAAGCUGUGGUGAAUUUA